This is a messenger RNA of Eimeria necatrix, 4005 nucleotides long. RefSeq names its product cation-transporting ATPase, putative. Bases 1 to 4005 code for a protein of 1334 amino acids. The record is from RefSeq and is a predicted model, not a curated record. NCBI's taxonomy places the organism in Eukaryota, Apicomplexa, Conoidasida, Eucoccidiorida, Eimeriidae. Gene Ontology annotation, cellular component: membrane. Gene Ontology annotation, molecular function: P-type transmembrane transporter activity. The transcript has a single exon.
AUGAAGCCGCGGUCGCCCGGCAGCUGCCAGGGGACUGCAGGGGCCCUUGCCGCAGGCGGGCAGCUAACAGCAGCAGCAGCAGCUGCUGCUGCUGCUGCUGCAGCAGAAGCACCUGUAUUAUCUGGAAUUGCAGCAGCAGCAGCUGCUGCGCCUGCUGCAGCGGCAGCAACGCGGCCUGUAGCAGCCAUGGCUCGCCCGGCUGCAACAACGUGCCCUGCAGCAGCAGCAGCAAGAGCAGCAGCAGCAGCAAGAGCAGCAGCAGCAGCAGCAACAAAGAUGAGCUGUUUCUCGCUCUCUCGCUCAAAACACUGCAGCCGUUUGCUUCUGCCUUCGCGCGCCCCUUCAUCUUUGCUGCUGCUGCUGCUGCUAGCGCCGAGCUGCGCUCUGCUGCAGGCGUCCCCUGCUGCUGCUGCUGCCCCCAGCAGCAGCAGCAGCAGCAGCAGCAGCAGCAUGGAUAUGGACAGCAUAGGGGCAGCACUGGCUCUGGGCGGGGAUGGGGCUGCUUUGAGCUGCCCCUCUUCUCCCUUAACCACUCCGGUGUCUGUACGGCUGCUGUGUUUUGCUGCUGCUUUUUAUCUCUCCGUGCUGCUGCUGCUGCUGCUGUGGCUGCUGUACCGGAGGUUCUUGUGGGCCUACCUCUGCAGCAGACAGACGAAGCUCGCGCAAGCAGCAGCAGCAGCAGCAGCAGCAGCAGCAGCAGCGGCGGCGGGCAGCAGCAAAGACCCGGGCACCCCCUCCAAAGAACCCCCAGAAGCAGCAGCAGCAGCAGCAGCAGCAGCAGCAGCAGCAGCAGCAGCAGCAAGGGCGCGGGUGUGCGUGAGCCCCAUAGAAGACCACGGGGGCAUUUACAUGCAGCACUGGGGGCUGCGGGUGUCUCCUGUGGGGUGUCUGGUGUAUGCUGCUGCUGCUGCUUCCGUGCUGCUGUCUGUGCUGCUGCCUUUCAUUUCGGGAUUUGCUGCCAGCUCUUUGCUGCCAGCAGAAGUGUUCGUGCCUUGGCUGCCGGCCUCUGCGUACGAGGAGGUGGGGCUCUUUUCCGCAGCAGCAGCAGCAGCAGCAGCGCCCGCAGCAGCAGCAGCAGCAGCAGCAGCGCCCGCAGCAGCAGCAGCAGCAGCAGCAGCAGCAGCAGCGCCGGCCAGCCCGCAGUGCGUGAAGCUCCGAGUCUACAUCUUUGCUGCUUGCUUCUGCUGGUGUCUUUUGUGGAUGUUGGGAAUUCAUUUAGUCCGCAAGAAGUUCCAUUUGCUGCUCUUCAGUCCUUCCUGUCUUUCCCGCUGCUCCCACCUCCUCGUGGACAGAAAGCUGCAGCAGCUGCUGCCCAGCAGCAGCAGCAGCAGCAGCAGCAGCAGCAGCAGCCGCAGCACCAGCGGCAGCAGCAGCCCCGCCAGCGCAGACGCAGUCGCGCUGCCCCCGAGGGGCCCCCACCUGGGGGGCCCCCUGGGGGGCCCCCAGGGGGGCCCCCAGGGGGGCCCCCAGGGUACCAAGGGGGCCCCCAAAAUAGAAUUUCUUUGCGAAAGAGAUGACUUGGGGGAGCCUUUGCUGCACUCUUCUGUCUGCAAAGUCCGCCGCUACUACCCGCAGCAGCAGCAGCAGCAGCAGCAGCAGCAGCAGAAGCAGCAGCAGCAGCAGCAGCAGGGAGAGGAGGGCUGCUGCAGGUAUGUCGACGUGGCCCGGGUGCGUCUUGUCUUCGAUUCUGCUGCUGGCUAUUUCGUGUCUGCUGCUGCUCAGUUGGAGCGGAGAGCCCGAAGGGCUGCGAAGGCUCUAGCAGCAGCAGCAGCAGCAGCAGCAGCAGCAGCAGCAACGGGAGAGGACGCGGAAAGAAGAGCGGGAGCAGCAGAAGCAGCUGCAGCAGACGGCCAAGCAGCAGCAGCAGCAGCAGCAGCAGCAGCAGAAGAGCGGUUUGUGGCGUGUUUGGAGGAGCAGCUGCUGUCAGCAGCAGCAGCGCAGCAGCGGCAGCAAGCUGUGGGGUCGCGUUUGCUGCAGCAGCAGCUGCGGCCGCUCUCGAGCUUGUUUGCUGCUUCUUUUUUGCAAGAUGAAUUCUAUUUAGUGACUCUUAUGGCUCUUUGGUAUCAAGUCUUUUCUUUGAACUCUCUUCAGUUUUGCAUUUUGCUGCUGCUGCCUCUCUGCGAGCUUAUCUAUGGAGUCUUUUCUCUCCACACAGCAGAGCAGCAGCUAGCUGUCAUACUGCAGCGCGAAGCAGCAGCACUUGCUGCUAGAAGGGCCCUCUGUCUCCGCCGGGGGGCCCCCCCGGGGGCCCCGGAGGGUCCGCGGUUCGUGCUGCAGCGGGUGUCUGCUGCUGCUGUUGCCCCGGGGGACUUGCUGCUGCUGCAGGCCGGAGAUGAAGUGCCCUGCGAUUUGCUGCUGCUGCACGGAGCUGCUUCUGUAGAUGAGUCGCAGCUAACAGGAGAGUCAAAGCCAGUGUGGAAGAGGCCCCUGGAGGCCCCCCGGGGGCCCCCCGCUGCUGCUGCGGGGCAGCAGCAGCAGCAGCAGCAGCUGCUGCAGCAGCGCAGCAGCAGAGCCACGCUGGAGGAAGCAGCAGAAGUGCUGGAGAGCGAUAUUAAGACCCCCUUGAGCUUGGGGGGUUUGUCUUGCUGCUGCAUCUUUGAAGGUUCUCGAGUGGUGCACUGCAGCAGCAGCAGCAGCCUGGAGGCUGAUUUGCUGGGUGGCGAUUUGCCUUCCUCGGCUGCAGCAGCAGCAGCAGCAGCAGCAGCAGCGGCAGCAGCAGGAGGCGCAGGAGGCGCAGCAGCAGCAGCAGCAGCGGGAGGCGGGCUGCUGCUGGCGGAGAAGGAACUCGGAGACGCUGCUGCUUUGCUGCUGCUGCGCUGCUGCUGCUGGGGCGUAGCCACAAGAACAGGGGCGGAAACUUUGCGGGGGCAGCUGCUGCGGCAGCUGCUGCUGCCGUCUUUGGUGCGCUUCAAGUACAACGAGCUGUUCCCCUUCGUGCUGCUGCUGGUGGCACUUUUUGCUGCUGCUCUUGCUGCAGUUCAAACUCCGUUUACAAAAAGUUCUGUUGAUGCUUUUCGCUUUGCCCUCGAGAAGCUGCUGCGCAUGCUGCCGCUCUACUUGCCCGCGCUGUGGGGUCUUUGCGCCAGCAUCAACGCCCACAGGCUCAGCAGCAGCAGCAGCAGCAGCAGCAGCAGCAGCAGCAGCAGCAGCAGCAGCAGCGGCGGGAAGGGGGGCAAGAAGACGUACAGGGCCACGGCGGUGAUGCCGGGGCUGCUGCCGCUGGCAGCAAAAAUAAAUGUAAUGUGUCUUGACAAGACAGGGACUUUGACGCAGCAGGAAAUGUCUCUUGUGGGAGUUCAGCCAGUUUCUGGGGGGGCUUUUGGGCCCUUUGCCCUUUGCCGCGAGCCCCGAGCAGCAGCAGCAGCAGCAGCAGCAGCAGCAGCAGCAGCAGCGGGGGCGGCGGGCGGCGGCGACGCGGAGGCCGCAGGGGCCACCGCCAUCCCUGUGGAGCAGCAGCAGCAGCAGCAGCAGCAGCAGCAAGAAGCAGCCUCCCCAAGGGGGGCCCCCGGAGAAGAGGGGGCCCCCCUCUUCGGGGGGGCCCCCUGGGGGGAGCUGGAUACGGGAUCGGUGCCGCUGCUGCUGCUGCAGUGUCUGGCUUGCUGCAACUCGCUGCGUGUGAGUGCGCACGGGGUGGCUCUGUGGGUGCGGAAGCAGCAGCAGCUUGCUGCAGCAGCAGCAGCAGCAGCAGCAGCGUGGAGCCCGCAGCAGCUGCUGCAAAUAGCAGACUUCAACCCCCCUCUUUCUUUCGCUGAAGUCCAGGGGGCCCCCAUAGAAAGACAGGCUCUUGCUGCUAGUGGCUUUCGCCUCAUAGAAGUGCCUUCAGGUGUACAUACACCUCAAGACACCCCACAACUCCUCAGGGCCAACACCGCGUGGGCCUCCGACCUGCAGAGACACCGCAAAACCCGCCAGUUCUUCGUCCCCAGCAGCCCCGCGCUGCAGCAGCAGCAGAAGCAGCAGCAGCAGCGGAAGCAGCAGAAGCAGCAGCAGCAGACGAGGCCGUGA